Brassica oleracea var. oleracea is the source of this 3648-nucleotide messenger RNA. RefSeq lists its product as uncharacterized. Lineage: Eukaryota; Viridiplantae; Streptophyta; Magnoliopsida; Brassicales; Brassicaceae. The record is from RefSeq and is a predicted model, not a curated record. Gene Ontology annotation, molecular function: nucleic acid binding; aspartic-type endopeptidase activity; zinc ion binding. The transcript is spliced from 9 exons. Gene Ontology annotation, biological process: proteolysis. The coding region runs from base 1 to 3648 and encodes 1215 amino acids.
AUGGUGCAAACACUGGUGCACACCAACCAAGGAUCCAGUGAAGAAAAUGUAGGAAGAAACAACAAUCUGUUUGGACAUGAACAAGAAAUACCACGAGAAGAAAACUUUCCACCAUACCGUACUGUAAGGGGAAGACAAGAAAUAGGUGAUAGCGAUUCAAGUGGCCAAGGACCUAGACCAGGGAGGCGGAACAACCCGAUUAAACCAGAGGUUCAUGAUCAACCACAACAAGGAGUAGGAAUGGAGCACACUCUGAUGAUGCUUCAUGAUGUGAUAGUGAGGUCACUGCAACAACCUCAGGUGCAACCUCAGCCACUUAUGCCAUCACAACCUACAGUGGCUACACCGAUGUUACCGUUGAUAACUGCCAUGAAGAAUAUGAAGACACCACAUUUUGAAGGCGGGACAGAUCCAUUUCAAGCCGACCAGUGGCUUCGAACUAUGGAGAAAAACUUUGAGACCCUGACGAGUUCUGAAGAGUCUAAGAAAAAAAUGGCAGUAUAUUACUUAGACAAAGACGCAGCAGAAUGGUGGGAGAGUAGGGAUCGCCAAGUGGGACAUCUGGUCACCACUUGGGUGGCAUUCAAACAAGAAUUUGAACGCAAGUACUUCACUCCUGAAUCCAAGCGAAGGCUUCAACGCCAGUUUGCAAACUUGGUACAAGGAGAUAAGACGGUUAGAGAAUAUGAAUCUGAAUUUAUGCGACUGCGACGACACGUGCUACGAGGACAAGAUGAUGAGGAGACCAUGAUAUCCAACUUUCUGUUUGGUCUAAAACCAGAGUUGGAAAAUAGACUGGCAGUCGGGAACUACGAGAGUCUCACCGAGCUAGUGGAAAAGGUUGUGAAUGUGGAGAUCGGAUUGGAAGCUGAGAAGGCGGCAAGUAAGAAAUUCAAGCAGCAUCAAGAAGGUAAGUAUGGUGGAAACCAAAGAUCUUUUAAUGGUAAAGAUAAAGAAAAGGAAUCGGGAGGGCCAACUCGACGAUCUCUGUUCACAGGAAAAUGCUUUAACUGUGGCAAGACAGGCCAUAAGUCAAGUGAAUGCUUCGGGACGAAACCUGGAUCCUUUCAGUCAAACUCCUACAAUCCUACAUGUUUCACGUGGGGAAAGAAAGGUCACGUCUCUACCCAGUGCAGCGUCAACCGUCCUAUCCCAGCUACGCCAAUCACUGUCCAUCCUCCUCCAGCUCCACAUGCAAUCGCACCAACGCCAAAAAGGCAAGCUAUAGGAGGUAGAGUUUACGCUUUAGAACUAGAUGAUCCUAAACCUCCAGGCCCAUCUACGGGUCCCAUCACAGGAACUUUACAUGUUGCGGGGAGUCCCACACAUGUAUUGUUCGACUCCGGGGCAACACAUAGUUUUGCGACCCCUGAAGUAGCUGUCAAGUUUGUGGGUUCAUUUGUGAUUGACAGGAUGGAUGUGGCUGUUAUUCUGGGCAUGGAUUGGUUAUCAGGGUAUCGGGCUCAAUUAGAUUGGGAAAAAAGUCGUAUUUUGUUCAAGGAGAACGGGCAAUGGCAAAUAGUGUUCUAUGGGAUCAGUCCAAGCAAGUAUGUGUCUUUAGUAGCUGCCUUGAGAGUGGAAGAUUUGCUCAAGGAUGGAGAAGCGUAUCUGAGUUACCUCCACCGCAUGACACCAGCAGAGUUAGCAGAGUUGAAGAAACAACUUGAAAAUUUAAUGGAGAAAGAUUUCAUAAGACCUAGCUCUUCACCAUGGGGAGCUCCGGUCUUAUUUGUCAAGAAGAAGGAUGGUAGCAUGCGACUUUGCAUUGAUUAUCGAGGAAUAAACAAUAUCACCAUCAAAGAUAAGUAUCCUCUUCAGGAUAGACGAGUUGUUGGAUCAGCUAAGGGGAGCAAUAAUGCCUUUUGGCUUACUAACGCACCGCCGGCGACCUUCAUGAGAUUGAUGAAUGAAGUCUUCCACGAUUAUCUCGGCAAGUUCGUGAUAAUCUUCAUCGAUGACAUUUUAAUAUAUUCCAAGACAGAGGUCGAGCACAAAGCACACUUGAAGCUAGUGUUGGAACUGUUAAGAAACCAAAAGCUGUAUGCCAAGUUCAGCAAGUGUUCUUUCUGGAAAAGAGAGAUCGGGUUCUUGGGGCACCGUGUGUCUGGAGAAGGAGUUUCCGUAGAUUCAGAAAAGGUGAAAGCCAUCGAGGAAUGGCAAAGACCAUCAACGGUAAUUGAGGUAAGAAGUUUCCUCGGGUUAGCCGGGCAUUAUCGAAAGUUCGUCAAGAAAUUUUCAUCGAUCGCUAAGCCCCUGACAAAGUUGACUGGAAAAGGAGUUUCGUUCAUCUGGGGAAAAGAAACAGAGGAAGCAUUUCAGAGACUGAAGAAAGCUUUGACCACAACACCGGUAUUGGCAUUACCUGAACAAGGUAAACCUUACACUGUGUACGCAGAUGCUUCUAGGGUUGGGUUGGGGUGUGUGUUGAUGCAGGAAGGCAAAGUAAUUGCUUAUGCAUCAAGGCAACUCAGAAAACAUGAAGAGAACUACCCAACACACGAUUUAGAAAUGGCGGCAGUGGUUUUUGCGUUAAGGAUUUGGCGAUCUUACUUACAUGGAGAAGUCGUGGAAGUAUUCAGAGAUCAUAAGAGUCUCAAGUACUUGUUCACACAGCCUGAUUUGAACCUCCGACAAAGGCGAUGGAUGGAGUUUGUGGCGGAUUACGACCUGAAGAUUCAAUAUCAUUCAGACAAAGCUAAUGUAGUCGCAGAUGCAUUAAGUCGUAGAAAGUUGACGUCCGAUGUUGGAAAGGAAGUGGAAGCGUUAUUGAAUGAACUUAAGUUGAUGACUUUAUGGGCAAUUGAAGGAGAGCCAUGUGAGCCAUUAGGCAUGCAUGCAGUAAACCAGGCUGGUUUACUCGCACGGAUCAGACAGGAGCAACAACGUGAUGAAAAGUUAAAGAGAAUUAUUGAGGAAGUCAAGAGUCAAGAAGGUCCAAACCCAAGUGGAUAUCAUAUGGCGCCAGAUGGUACACUCUUACUUAAUGGGAUGAUUUCAGUACCACAAGGAGAAGGGCUACGACAUGAGAUUUUGAAGUCGGCGCAUCAUUCGUCACUCAGUAUCCACCCCGGGAGUACGAAAAUGUAUCGAGAUAUCCGAAGACUGGCGAAGGUGGCGCACUUGUUACCUAUGAAGGAAACCGAUAAGGUAGAAGUAUUGGCAGAGAUGUAUGUGGACCAAAUUAGGAAGGUCGUUCGGGCAUGUUCUUGUUUGAUUGUUGUCCGGCUGACUGACCGAUGUCUAAAAUGGUUCGAGGGUGUUACAUGUACGGUGUCCACUCCACAAGAUGUGGCGCUUGCGGAUGCUAAUAGUGGAAUCUCCAUGUUCGACAAAAUCUUGGGACUUGUGGAGAACAUUAGUUGCUUCGUUUUUUUCCACUGUAACGAAGCUUCUUUCAUAUUUGGGAAAGAAGGGGCAUGGCAGAUGGCUGCAAAGAAGGACUUGAAACUCAUCGGUGAGAUUCCACUGGAAAUGAAGAUUAGAGAAGGGUCUGAUGAAGGUGUUCGUGUGGUUGUUUCUUCUCCUGGUUCUGUAGUAUCAAAAGCUUAUGAAGAUCUAGCUCAAAACGUGGUGAAUAGGCUCAAGGAGCUACGUGAUAAUCCUGAGAAUGAGAUUCAGAUGAAACUUAACGUUUUACACUCAUCAUAG